Molecule: messenger RNA, 2321 nt
Organism: Bombyx mori (domestic silkworm)
Lineage: Eukaryota; Metazoa; Arthropoda; Insecta; Lepidoptera; Bombycidae
Product: sex-specific storage-protein SP1
Source: RefSeq, marked provisional
CUCAGGAGUUCUUCAAACAUGAGGGUUCUAGUACUACUGGCCUGCUUGGCCGCGGCGUCAGCCUCAGCGAUUAGUGGUGGCUACGGGACGAUGGUCUUCACCAAGGAACCAAUGGUAAACCUUGACAUGAAGAUGAAGGAGCUUUGCAUCAUGAAGCUGCUUGACCAUAUCCUCCAGCCGACCAUGUUUGAGGACAUCAAGGAGAUCGCCAAGGAGUAUAACAUCGAGAAAAGUUGCGACAAGUACAUGAAUGUCGAUGUCGUUAAGCAGUUCAUGGAGAUGUAUAAGAUGGGCAUGCUCCCGCGUGGAGAGACCUUCGUCCACACCAACGAGCUCCAAAUGGAAGAAGCCGUCAAAGUCUUCCGAGUCCUCUACUACGCUAAGGACUUCGAUGUUUUCAUGAGGACUGCGUGCUGGAUGAGAGAAAGGAUCAACGGAGGCAUGUUCGUCUACGCUUUUACUGCCGCGUGCUUCCACAGAACCGACUGCAAGGGUCUCUACCUGCCCGCUCCUUACGAGAUCUAUCCCUACUUCUUCGUUGACAGCCAUGUCAUCAGUAAAGCCUUUAUGAUGAAGAUGACUAAAGCCGCCAAGGACCCGGUCCUCUGGAAAUACUACGGCAUCACGGUUACUGACGACAAUUUGGUAGUGAUUGACUGGCGUAAGGGAGUCCGCCGCUCUUUAUCCCAAAACGAUGUUAUGUCCUAUUUCAUGGAGGACGUCGACCUUAACACCUACAUGUACUACCUCCACAUGAACUAUCCGUUCUGGAUGACCGACGACGCAUACGGCAUAAACAAGGAGCGUCGUGGCGAGAUCAUGAUGUACGCCAACCAGCAACUCCUAGCUAGAAUGAGACUGGAACGUCUGAGCCACAAGAUGUGUGACGUUAAGCCUAUGAUGUGGAACGAGCCCCUAGAGACCGGUUACUGGCCUAAAAUCCGUCUUCCCAGCGGUGAUGAAAUGCCCGUCCGCCAGAACAACAUGGUCGUUGCCACGAAAGAUAACCUCAAGAUGAAGCAGAUGAUGGAUGAUGUUGAAAUGAUGAUCCGAGAGGGUAUCCUUACUGGAAAGAUCGAGCGUCGUGACGGCACUGUUAUAAGCCUGAAGAAGUCUGAGGACAUUGAAAACCUCGCCCGUCUGGUCCUCGGUGGCCUAGAAAUUGUUGGCGACGAUGCUAAAGUUAUCCACUUGACCAACUUGAUGAAGAAAAUGCUGAGCUAUGGCCAAUACAACAUGGACAAGUACACCUACGUGCCGACUUCCUUGGACAUGUACACUACCUGUCUCCGCGAUCCUGUCUUCUGGAUGAUCAUGAAACGAGUUUGCAACAUCUUCACCGUUUUCAAGAACAUGCUCCCGAAAUAUACUCGCGAACAGUUCAGCUUCCCCGGAGUCAAAGUGGAGAAAAUUACCACCGAUGAGCUGGUCACAUUCGUUGAUGAGUACGACAUGGACAUUAGCAACGCUAUGUACCUGGACGCAACUGAGAUGCAGAACAAGACAUCCGAUAUGACCUUUAUGGCCCGCAUGCGCCGCCUCAAUCACCAUCCGUUCCAGGUGUCGAUUGAUGUCAUGUCCGACAAAACUGUCGAUGCUGUGGUCCGCAUCUUCCUGGGUCCCAAGUACGACUGCAUGGGCAGGCUCAUGAGCGUCAACGACAAACGCCUCGACAUGUUCGAGCUGGACAGCUUUAUGUACAAACUGGUCAACGGAAAGAACACCAUCGUCCGUAGCUCCAUGGAUAUGCAAGGAUUUAUCCCAGAGUACCUUUCGACUCGUCGUGUAAUGGAAAGCGAAAUGAUGCCUUCCGGAGAUGGCCAGACAAUGGUCAAGGACUGGUGGUGCAAGUCUCGCAACGGAUUCCCUCAGAGACUUAUGCUGCCCCUCGGUACGAUUGGAGGUUUGGAGAUGCAGAUGUACGUCAUCGUGUCGCCGGUCCGCACCGGUAUGCUCUUGCCCACAUUGGACAUGACCAUGAUGAAGGACCGUUGUGCUUGUCGCUGGAGCUCAUGUAUCUCCACCAUGCCUCUCGGAUAUCCAUUUGACAGACCGAUUGACAUGGCGAGCUUCUUCACUAACAACAUGAAGUUCGCUGACGUAAUGAUCUACAGAAAAGACCUCGGCAUGUCGAACACCAGCAAGACCGUGGACACCUCGGAGAUGGUCAUGAUGAAGGACGAUCUCACCUACCUGGACUCGGACAUGCUGGUCAAGAGGACUUACAAAGACGUCAUGAUGAUGAGCAGCAUGAUGAACUGAUCACACGACAUUGUACCUAACCUAAACCAGAAAAUUAUUGAAUAAAACAUUCAUUUGCU